GCUGUGUGUGUCGUCUUGUCUGUUGGCCAUCGACGUUCACUCGCUCGGCUCGACGGACGACUGAAUGACCACACAGACAGACAGACAGACAGAUAGACACCUGCCACCUCACUCAUCCCAAAGCUUAGCUGACCGGUAUGUCGCUUCGUCCGCCGAAUGGCAUUUUGAGGAAUGGGAGCGUGCGUUGGAUUUGGAUGUUGCUCAGACAGACGGCCACGAGCAGACAGACCAGCAGCGCCCCAAGGAAUGUCAGCACGAUCACCAGCCACACAGGCACCCCACGACGAGCCACCGACGGCAGCACAGCCGCCAUGUCGUCCAGCAGCGUCUCCAGCCCUUCGCCAAUCGGCACCGACGCAGACGGAGCGAACAGCCGCUGAAGACACAAAACACACACACAUCAACUCACUCGUGGCUCUCUCUCUGUCUCUCUCUCUCUCAUGUGUCUCUCUCUCCCUCUCUGUGUGAGUCAUUGCUGACCUUGCUCUUGUCGUUGAGUCGUUGUGCGAAUGCGGGUGUGAUGUACUUGGCUGCCUCCGGUUUGGCUGCCACGACGGCCAUGGGAGUGGGCCGCCUGGCGAAGGCCAACACAAUGCCGUCGCCCCCGCAGCCGCUGUUGCCCAGUCCAUAGCGAUGCGCCAACACCGACGCGAAGCGGACGAGACGGGCCGACGGCAAAUCGGCCGGCGGGUCGACAGACGACGCCAACACAACCUGACACACACACACACAAAGAGACAGACAGAGAGAGAGAGACAUGAGAGUGUCACGCUGUGUGUGUCUGUGUGGGGUUGGUUACGGCGAUGUGGAACGGCCGUGUGUGUUUGUUGCUGUUGUCGUGUUGGCACGUGUGUUGUGCGGUUGUGCGGAUCGACAUGAGUUUGCGCUCGAGUGAGUCGGCCGCCUGGUAACUCAGCAAGUGAUCCGGGUCACACACCCCGCUCACACACACACACACACAUCCAUCCAUCCAUCCAUCGUGGGAUGUCUGUGUGUGUGUGUCUGACCAUGAGUACUGGAGUCCCUGUCGGUUGCAGUCGGCCGGGUGUGUGAAGGGGCUGGGGUAGGAAGAGGCCGCCGAGGCCGUCACGCGGCCCUCCGUCGCGUUGAUCUGAUGGCCACCCGACGGCAGCAGCGGCUCCGUGUCGUCAGUGUAACUAUGCAAUCACACACACACAGAGAAACAGGGAGAGACACACAGUGGUUGUCUGUCUGUCUGUCUGUCUCAUUCGCUGAUCGGCUGAGUGGCUGUAUGGCGUACAUUGGCGGGAUGGCGCGUUGGGUGUCGGCGCCCGGCCCUCGUCGCACAUUGCCCCGCCCGUCACUCUCGUCGGGCGCCAAGGACUGCUGCCGCUGGUGGGCCGCCGAGGAGACACCCAACAGUGUGCAACACGCCACACACAAGCCGACAGUGACCAUCAU
This is a messenger RNA of Vitrella brassicaformis, 1422 nucleotides long. NCBI's taxonomy places the organism in Eukaryota, Vitrellaceae. The record is from the annotation of a GenBank genome assembly.